This is a messenger RNA of Bactrocera neohumeralis, 1031 nucleotides long. RefSeq lists its product as uncharacterized. Bases 113 to 922 code for a protein of 269 amino acids. The transcript has 2 exons. The record is from RefSeq and is a predicted model, not a curated record. NCBI's taxonomy places the organism in Eukaryota, Metazoa, Arthropoda, Insecta, Diptera, Tephritidae.
CAUCUACUGAUUAGAAUUCGCAGUUCUAUUUGAUCGCUAAAGUUGCGCGUAGAAUACAUAUAUUGCUAAGUAAUUAAUUGCUUGAGGUAUAGUGGACAUAUUAUUCCCAAAUAUGGCGGCGAACAAUGGUGGUUGGUGUGGACGCGGUUUUAAACACCGUACUUUUCCUAAACACUCACCUUUGAUAUGUUAUAAUAAACCUGCAUCGGCACAGGUCGAUAAAACGCUGUACGACGACAAACGUUUUGAGGCGCUCACUGGCGAGAUUGUGGAGACGGUGGUCGUCCCAAAGCGCAGUGCGCGCACAUGGACCAUGCAGGCCGGCGAUUUAUGUCGCAUUACUGUGAGCGAGGGCUCACAGGUGGGCGAUGUGAAUUUUUGGAACUUGGAUAAUACCAAAGAACGUUUCUAUUCGGGCAAAACACGUCAAUUACACAGCACACAUCUCAAAGUUUACGAUCGCUUGUGGAGCAAUUUACCUUAUUUAAGGCCAAUGGCCACUUUCGUUUAUGACUCGUUGGCAGCCUAUGGAAUUGAUGAGGAUGGUGGUUCAUUGCAUGAUGUGAUUGGUACGCGCUGUGAUGAUUAUACAUACAAAUUGAUCACUGGCAAUGAUCGUGUGGGCAGCUGUCACAGUUCGCUAACGAAAGCGGUGAUCGAGGAACGUGACUUGAAAGAGGAGGAUGUGCAUGAUGUAUGGAACAUUUUUAUGUGCACAGGUUUCACGAGAGAUACUCAACAAUAUUUCUGUAAGCCCAGUCCAGCCCGUAAAGGAGAUUAUAUUGAAUUUAUUGCUGAUAUGAAUCUUUUGGUUGCAUUAAGUGCUUGCCCGCAAGGUGAUGUAUCUAUAACGGUUGGCGAAGAGGUGCCUGAUGAUGUCUGCCAUCCGCUAAAGGUCGAAGUUUUUCGCAAAAAGCAAUAGUUUUGCAAAAAUGUCUUACAAAAGUUUAAUAAAAAAAAUUGUUAUCAUUCCAAAAAACGCUUUGGUGAUUUUAAUUCUUAUUAAAUAAAAUUAUCUCAAUAAAAGUGCA